Molecule: messenger RNA, 1448 nt
Organism: Pyrus x bretschneideri (Chinese white pear)
Lineage: Eukaryota; Viridiplantae; Streptophyta; Magnoliopsida; Rosales; Rosaceae
Product: vacuolar cation/proton exchanger 3
Biological process (GO): calcium ion transmembrane transport; intracellular calcium ion homeostasis
Cellular component (GO): plant-type vacuole membrane
Molecular function (GO): calcium:proton antiporter activity
Source: RefSeq, a predicted model, not a curated record
ACUCUCAAACCAAAAAUGGCUUCCAACCAAGAAUGCCUCUUGGAAAACGGCAACCCUAUUAAUGACACAAGGGAGGAGGAGGAGGAGGUGAACCACCACCAUGGCAGGACAGCCAGGCAAAUGUCAGCGUCUUCGCUGCGCAGAAAGUCGGAUCCUUCACUAGCAAAUGGUGUCCAGAACCGCCACCUUAGGCAGUUGCUCGUAAAUCUUCAAGUUGUUCUUUUUGGGACUAAGCUUUCAGUUCUCCUUCCCACCAUUCCUCUAUCCAUUAUUGCUGUGUGCUAUGGCUUUGGAAAGGUGACCUGGAUUUUCGCUCUGAGCUUACUUGCAAUAACCUUACUUGCUGAGCGGAUCAGUUUCCUUACAGAACAAAUAUCAUACUACACUGGUCCAACAGUUGGGGGGCUUCUGAAUGCAACAUUUGGUAAUGCCACAGAGCUGAUCAUAGCAAUAUCUGCUCUAAGCCAAAAUAACAUAGCUUUGCUCAAGUAUUCUCUCUUGGGUUCUGUUCUUUCCAACCUUCUCUUGGUCCUUGGCACCUCCCUUUUCUGCGGUGGCCUUGCCAACCUCAGAGGGGAGCAAAAAUUUGAAAGAAGACAGGCGAAUGUGAACUCUCUCCUUCUACUUCUAGGCACAUUCUGCCACAUGCUGCCGAUGUUGCUUCGAUACGCUGGGGACUCUGCAGUAGCAGUGGACCAAACACUCCAAAUCUCAAGGGCCUUUAGUAUCGUAAUGCUACUUUCUUAUACUGCAUUCUUAUUCUUCCAACUGUGGACUCACCAUGGAUAUUUCGAAUCUCAGCAAGUAUCGGAAGUUGAUGGCGACGAGGAUGUUCAAGAAGAUGUGGCUGAGGUCGGUUUCUGGAGUGGAUUUUCUUGGUUGUUUGUUGUCACUACCAUCACAGCUUUGCUGUCUGAGUAUGUGGUGGGCACAAUUGAGGAUGCGUCAAGAUCCUGGGGUUUGUCAGUCAGCUUCCUCAGCCUCAUCCUUGUACCGAUUCUUGGAAAUGCAGCUGAGCAUGCAGGAUCGAUCAUAUUUGCUCUCAAGAACAAGUUGGAUAUAUCUUUAGCAGUCUCUUUGGGGUCUGCAACUCAGAUUGCAAUGUUUGUGGUUCCGUGCUGCGCUGUCGUUGGUUGGAUAAUGGGAGUUAACAUGGAUCUGAACUUCAAUCUGAUUGAGACACUGUCAUUUGCUCUAGCAGUGAUCACAGCAGCCUUUGCUCUACAAGAUGGGACUUCACAUUAUGUGAAGGGAUUGGUUCUUAUUCUCUGCUACGUUGUCAUUGGAAUCUGCUUCUUCGUAUACGAAACACCCCUCGAUCGGUGAGUAGUUAGAAGAGAAGUGACUUCUGCAUACACUUUUUCACAUCCUGUACACCACUAUUCUUUUUUGGUCUUUGGUUCGAAUCAAGGGUGGUCAACUUUAAUAGGCGCAAAUAGAAGGUAAAA